Mercenaria mercenaria is the source of this 3057-nucleotide messenger RNA. RefSeq lists its product as uncharacterized. Gene Ontology annotation, molecular function: zinc ion binding. The coding region runs from base 498 to 2270 and encodes 590 amino acids. The transcript is spliced from 2 exons. NCBI's taxonomy places the organism in Eukaryota, Metazoa, Mollusca, Bivalvia, Venerida, Veneridae. The record is from RefSeq and is a predicted model, not a curated record.
CAAAUGCAUCAAAACGAAGACAUGUAACAGCUUUUUAAAAAUGGUGAAUUUUUAAAGGCACUGGACUGUCCAGAAGUGUGGCCCCUUCAAAUUGUCCCUUUCCGGAAUUCAAUACAUAUAUGAAUAAACUGACAAUGGUUUUGUACAAUAAUAUAAAUGUUUUAUAUGCUGUUAUAUUUUCAUGUAAAACAAUUCUUUCUUUCUAUGAUUUGAAGACAUUCGAACUUUUUGCUCUGAAACAUGGACCUAUACCUUAACAAGUAUCUAUCUAGAUAGGGUAUAAACCAUCAAAAAUGCUGAUUCAUGUGUAGAUUAGCCAUGCUUUUACUGCUUUUACUAUAUAAAUCCAUUAAUCUUUAGGAAUAACACAAUGUCAAAUAAGGAAGUUAAUGUUCAUUUUUGAAACUGAGAUGCUGCCAUAUUCUUACUGACAGAUUUUUUUGUAACAUUUUAAGUUUUAAAAAGAAUUUGUCCCGGAGUGCAUAAAAAGAUUUAAAAUGGCUGCGUUUGGCAGAAAGGCAUGCCAGAAGUUUCCUUCCUCUAUGUAUAUAGGUUCUGGUGAGGACUUUGAAAUUUUCUGUCAGCCAUGUGACAGGGAUGAUAUCAGACUUUCUGCCUUCUGUUUCUGUGUAGAUUGUGAAGAGCAUCUAUGUGAAUCUUGUUUUAACCAUCACAAGAGAGCUAAACCUUCCAGACAUCAUACCCUCCUUGAUAAGCACAACAUGCCAAAAAGUCUACAGGUUUCUUCACAACCUGAUCCCCAUGCUUUGCCCGGUGGUCUUACAAAACCAUGCUCUACACACAAGAAGGAAAUGAUCAAGUUCUACUGUCAUGGUCAUAAUGCACUUCUCUGCAGUGUAUGUGUAACCCUAAAUCAUCAAAGCGCUACCUGCCAUGUGGACUACAUACCUGAUAUAUCUGGCAAUACUGUCAACAGCAAUGAGUACAGUAAGAUCAUUAUAGAGAUAGAUACCAUGACUGGAAUAUUUAAAGAUACAGCUAGAAACCUGAAGAAAAUGACAGAAAAAUCUAAUGCCUCCUUUAAAGAUGUUCUUGCAGAAAUUAAAAAGUUCAGGAAAGAAAUCAACCAAAGGUUGGAUGCUAUGGAAAAAGAAGCUGAAAAUGCAGCUAAAUCUCUGAAAAAAGACAAUGACCAAAGACUUAAGACAGCACAAGCAACUUGUGAUGAUGUUACAAAAGACCUUCAAGAAUCAUCUGACACCAUCAAACAACUAAACACAUCAAAAGAAGCAGACAAACUGUUCAUGGAAUUGAAAAAUGCUGAACAGCUACUUAAAGAGAAUGAGAGGAAGAUUUCACAGCUAACAACAGCUGGAGAUGUGAAAGAAUAUCACUUUGAGCUAAAUCUGGAUAUAUCUACCCUUUUUGAAAACAAGAAAUCUCUUGGAACAUUAACUACAAAAGCAUUAAAACCACAAAUAAAUGUCCCAGCUAAACUACAGUCCAAACAGUUUUCAUACCAGGGAAAAGUCAACGCGAGAACAUCACAAGAUGAAGAAAGGUGCUGGAUAACAGGAAUGACUCUUCCUACAUCUGACAUACUUGUUGCUGCAGACUGUAAAAACGAAUCAAUCAAAAUGAUCAAUAUCAACAGUUAUUCCAUCAUUGAUCAACUACAACUACAUACCAAUCCCUGGAAUGUCACCACAGUCUCAAAAGACAAACUAGCAGUCACACUGCCAGUUUCAAAAGAAAUUCAGUUUGUAUCAUUUUCAUCAAACAGAUUAAAAAAGACACACACUGUGAAAGUUGAGGCAGAAUGUAAUGGUAUAUACUGUUACAAAGAACAACUCAUAAUGUUAUUUCAGUCACCAGCGAAACUCCAAAUCACUGAUCUGAAAGGCAAAGUACUAAAGUCAAUCACUAAAAAUACAAAUAAAGAAGACAUAUUCAGUCAGCCAAUGCACGUUACAGCCAGCAGCAGCUCUAUCUAUGUAUCUGAUAACAAAAAGAAAGCUGUGAUACAGCUAAACUGGCAAGGUGAAGUGACAGGUACUCAUAGUGUAUUAGGUGCUCCUGCGGGUCUUGCUAUGUUAGCAGAUGGAUCGUUUUUCCUGAGUGAUUAUCAUGAGGAUAUCUGUAAAAUACAAAAUAUAUCUAGUGACUGUACUAGAGGAGAGGUUGUGUUGAAGGAUCUGAAGAGACCCUUUGCUAUCUGCUGGUGUGAGGCCAACAAAACCUUGUACAUCAGCAGCUUUACAGAGAAUGCAUCAGUAGCCAACUUUGUUCAGGUUUACAAGAUGUCAUAAUAACUUCAUCAAGAAAUAUCUGCACCUCUGCCACCACUUAUCGCAGUAUACUUAAAUAACUAUCAAUGCAUUGGUAAAACUGUCAGUGUCAUGAGUGACUGACAUCUAUUCCACACAGUGACUGGUGGAUAGCCUAUAGCAAUCUUUUUCAUUCAGAUUUGUGUCGCAAUGUAAUGAUGCAAGAUUUCAUCUUUAUAAAUUUGUGCAUUAUGAUGUUUCUACUUGUUUUAUUCAUAAACUACAGAAUAACAUUUAGAUAUUUUUUUCUAAUAUUUAGUAUGGGCCACUUUGCAGAAUAUCGUGAAUAUUGCUGAAUUUGAUGUACAAAGUCAUUUCACAUUCAAUUUGUAAUUUUACAGUUUUUUUGUUUAAACUUAAAGGUAUACCCUAAAAUCCCAAAAAUAAGCCAGUUUUGAAAAUAAGCUGGUCUCGAAAAUAAGCCACCAUUUCACUACAGGAAAAAAGGGCUCAUAAAUUAGCCGGAUACAAAAAUAAGGCGUUCCAUUUUUUGUAUCAGUAAUAGUAUUAAUGACUUUGUUAUGACACCAUACAAGAUAGCAAAAGUUACAAACAUGUACAUAGCAGACUUAUUUCUAAAUGUAAUAGCAAUAAAACACUUAAAACAAUGCAAGUUGUGCUGAUUUUUAAAACCCUGGAUAAAUUGAAACAUUAAAAGCAAUAAAAUUCCUGUCUCAAACACUUCUUGUCAUGUCAGUUGUAUUUAUUAAAAUGACCGUUCUAUAUAUCACAAUGCAGUGUUUAAUUGUUUAUCACAUAUUGUGUAUUA